Messenger RNA from Entrophospora sp. SA101, 687 nucleotides. The record is from the annotation of a GenBank genome assembly. NCBI's taxonomy places the organism in Eukaryota, Fungi, Glomeromycota, Glomeromycetes, Entrophosporales, Entrophosporaceae.
AUGCCACAACCAACUAUAACUAGUUGUUACGAUCAUGACAAAAAUGGAAUAAAAAGAGUUGACUGUUUAUUUGUUAAAGGAGAGCCAAAAUCCAUCAAAAAUCAAGCUGGAGAUGAUAAAAUGAUUAAAUUCAAUAUUACUUGUAAUUUUCCAGAAAAACUAGGUUUUUGUGACAAAGUUACAAAAAACUUGGACAUUACAGGGAAAAUUAUUUCUGAUGUUAUAAAAUUUAGCGAACCUAUCACCGGUGGAGAUGGAGUGGUCAGACUAUACCCACAAUCAUUAGUAAAGCAAUUCGGACUUGCAACACAUCCGGAAUUUUUGCCUUCUGACAUAAAUGCAGAGUUUAACUCCAAUUAUGAAUAUUGGUUUGAAGACGAUGUAACUCCAAUUAAUCAAAAUCAGACAGCAUUUGUACUAUUGACGACACACGAACUCAUGCAUGGCCUGGGAUUUUUGUCAUUAUGGGAUAACUAUUUGUCACCGACAGAAUUGGUACCACAUAUCAAUUACAUUGAUGCUCCUACCCCUCCAGCAAUAAUAUUUAAUGGUUUUUUUGAGAGUAUAUUUGAUAGGUUUUUGAUAGUAUCAGAAAGUGGCACACCAUUAUCCAAUGAGACAGUACUCAAAAUAUUUUCACAAGUUAGUUUAAAAGCAAAUGAUUUUUUAAAAACCCGAUUGGCAUGA